GUUGACAUCUGAGCAGGUCUGAUCAUUGAUUGGCUGGAAGGACUUUUCAAGGUGUGUCUUUCAACAAGAAGAUAUUUCAGUUUCAAGGAGAUGUUAGUGGAACAUGAUAGCUGUUUUGUGUGUUUGUGGCGACGCCAGAUUUGUUGCAUGGGCUACUGAUGGCCAGCACCUCCCAAACAAUAAAGGAUUGCAGGGAGUCAUUCUCAGGCCCUGCUGAUAGUUAUCCAACUCCUGGGAAACUUGCCAGAGUUUGGACAUAACACACAUUCCUGAAGUGCUGUUUGAUCUUUUCGUCUUUGCAGGUUUACGGAGACUUGGAAAUAAAAUAACCUUGCGCUCUUGCAAAGACACAAUCAGAAGAUUAUGAAGCACAUCUCCAUUUCUAGCUGGUUGUCUCAGCUGGGUCUCCCAGAGUAUGGCACUCUUUUUGAUCAACAGUAUGAUGGGGUAGAGGAUUUACUACAUCUGACAGAAGCUGAACUCAAGAGAAUGGGAGUGAAGAAUCAAAUCCACCGGACACACAUAAUUUCCAACAUUUCGCUUCUUCAAGAAGCAGAAAGAAAACAAGAGUUGAGAAUGAUAGCAGCUGGGAAAUUUGCAAGUCUCCCAAGGAAUAUGCAGAUGAGCCACGAAUUUUCCUUGGCCUCGUCUAUGGACCUUUUGACCAGCAAACCAUCCCUGGCUGCUGAUCAUCGCUCCGGCAUAUGUCAAGAUGUUUCAAUCCAUGGCACUCUCCCAAGGAAGAAAAGGGGGCCCAUUCCUGUUGGAUCUUCUGACCCCCUUCACCAUAUGGGGACUUCACCAUAUUGCAAAGGGCUCCGACCACAAGGACCUUCAAUUCAAAAUAUCAUAGAGGAGUAUCCCCAGAAAAACAAGAAAAAUGACAACUUCUUUAGCAGGGAUCAGAAUGUGGCAGACCCAACUAUUGAGUAUGUAAAGUUUUCCAAGGAGAGGCAGGUGAUGGAGAGGCAGGUGACAAUGGACAGCUCCCCAGAAAAACUGAAGAAAGAGUUGGAAGAGGAGCUGCAGAUGAGCAGUGAAGAUCUGCGAAGCCACGCCUGGUAUCACGGACGUAUUCCACGCCAGGUGGCAGAAAGCCUCAUUCAAAGAGAUGGAGAUUUCUUGAUUCGGGACUCGCUUUCCAGCCCUGGGAAUUUUGUCCUUACUUGUCAGUGGAAAAACAUCUCUCAGCAUUUCAAGAUCAAUAAAACCAUCUUGAGGCUCAAUGAAGCUUACUGCCGCGUUCAGUACUGCUUUGAAGACGAAAGUUUUGACAGCAUCCCCGGCCUGGUUCGGUGCUAUGUAGGAAACCGCCGGCCGAUAUCAAAGCAGAGCGGAGCAAUUAUAUUUCAGCCCAUCAACAGGACUGUUCCCUUGCGUUGUCUGGAGGAGAAAUAUGGCAUUUCCCCAGGCAUGCAAAGAGAAGGCAGCAUUCCUGAAGGACAAGUCGAUACUCCAAAAAGGCUCAGCCUCAAUAUGUGCAACCGCCUGGCCAGGGAGCAGAAUUCAGUUCGGGGAAAUCUUUUAAGAAACAAAGAAAAAAGUGGGAGUCACCCAGCAUGUUUGGACCAUGUGCAGGAGAAAAGGUUCCCUCUCAAGGCUCACCAGUCAGAAAGUUUUCUUCCAAUAGGUUCAAGACACCUGUCUCAGGGAACUGAAGCAGAAACCAGUCCUUGCCGAAAGUCUCCAGCCUUCAGGACAGGCAGCGAACCUGCUCUGAGUCCCUUGAUGUUUCGGAGAUUUGCUUCUGAGUUGCAAAUAAAUGAUGUUCUCAGGGGUUCAGAUAGCCAGCUCUACCCGAAGCCUCCCCCUAAACCCAGUAAAGUGCCCUUUCUGAGGCCAUCACACGGUUCAGAAGUGCUCUAUUGUGAACUUAAUGCAGCUCUUCCCGCAGACUGUAGAAUUUCAAAGCAAUCUUUAUGUCAGAAGAACAACUUUGUAGACUAUCUGACUACUAAGGAGAAUGGGACACAUCCUGAGCCGAACUAUUUGGUCCUGGACAAUAGAGAUUCUUUCCUCAGUUCUGUGGACCCACUAACAGCCCAGACAGAGAUGAGCAACGAGAGUGACGUCUUUGUUGCGCCUGUUCUUGAGAUGGUCUCCAGUUUCCAGCCCAACCAUUUUGAGUCAAAACUCCUUCCCUCAGAAAACAAACCCUUGGAGACAGCCAUGUUAAAAAGGGUGAAGGAGUUUUUCACUAACAACAGUGCAAAGACGAUUGCUCACCAUAUACUUAAGAUGGACUGCAAGGUUGCUAGGAUACUUGAAGUCUCCGAAGAGAUGCGGAGGACCAUGGGAGUCAAGUCAGGCCUGGAACUUAUUACACUGCCUUACGGACACCAACUGCGCCUUGACAUAAUUGAAAGACACAAUACUAUGGCAAUAGGAAUCGCAGUGGAUAUUCUUGGUUGUACAGGAAACUUAGAAGAGCGUGUCGCAACAUUAAACAGGAUUAUCCAAGUUGCUGUGGAGCUCAAAGAAUCUAUGGGGGAUCUCUACGCCUUCUCAGCUGUAAUGAAGGCUCUGGAAAUGCCUCAGGUUACAAGGCUGGAGCAGACAUGGACCAUGUUGAGGCACUGCUACACUCAGACAGCCAUUAUGUAUGAGAAGCAGCUGAAGCCAUUCUGCAAAGCCCUGCAUGAAGGAAGAGAGAUUGCUUCUGUUCCUCAAAACAUUGUCACCGUUCCCCUGCUGAUGCCACUGAUCAACCUGCUGGAACGCCAGACAGUUGUAUUUGAUGGGAUGGAUGUCUGGGAGAACACUGACCAAAGUUGUGAAAUCAUGCUGAAGCACUUGGCGACCGCACGCCUGAUUGCACAAAACGCCAGCCUAUACAGCAGAAAUGCAGAAAGGAUACUCGCAGGUUUUCAGCCAGACAAUGAGAUGAAAGAGAUCUUCAAAACAGAAUUUCAGAUGAGAUUGCUUUGGGGCAGCAAAGGAGCACAGGUUAACCAAAGUGAAAGAUAUGAGAAAUUCAACCAGAUUUUAACUGCACUCUCCCGGAAAUUAGAAUCCCCUCAAAUAAAGCAGAAUGAGUUGUGAAAUGUCUGGUGGACUCUCCAAUACAGAUAAUACAACCUAGUUAUUAAUGAAGAACCCACUAUGAAUAGGACUGUCAAAUAUUUGCAUAAAACUACUUUCCCAGGACAAAAAGAAACUGCUUUGACUCCCCACAAAUCAUUUCCUUUUCAGGACUGGUUUGGUGCCUGUUCAUCCCUUUACCUGCUGCUACUUUUAAUGUAUUUAUACAAACCUGGAAAUGGUGAUCCAAGGACUUAAUAAAACCAGUUCCAAAUUAGGACAGUGCUUUGUAGUUUACAAUUGUUUUAAAUCUAAAUCUGUAGAUGUUUUCAUGCUUUUUCACAGCAAGUUCUCAAAAGGGAAUCUUAUCACUGCCAUUUUUAAAAUAAAAAAACGCAACCUCUCCUAGGAUUUUGUUGUUGUUGCAUAGUCGUAAUAUAAAAGCUUGACAUCCAGAGCUUUCAUUCAGCAUAUGUAAAUUAUAGCAAGUGAAAUUCUUUGUAAAUUGCCUAAUAAGAAUGACUACUGAUUUAUAAAGGAUUCAUUAUUUAUUUGUUCUUGAUGCAACCUCCUUGAUUUUGGGGGCAGUGAAGAGGCUGAUCACUAUGUCAAGUAUUCAGGCCCCUGGCUAUGUUAGAUUAUUUUUAGUCUUCCAUCCAAUAAUGUUAUUAACAUACCAUAAUGUAAAUAUGAAUAAAGGUUAAAGGGUCGGCUGUGCAGAAGGUAUCAGUUGUAUGAUAUUCCUUAAAUUGUUAUAUAGCAAUUGUACAUAAGCUUUGUGAAGUAAAGCAUAUCUUUGAAGUAUUUUUUUGUCCCAGUGAAACAAGAGAAGAUUAAAAUGAUUAUGAGACCAGUGUU
Anolis carolinensis (green anole) is the source of this 3879-nucleotide messenger RNA. It is a transcript of the gene bcar3, whose product is annotated as BCAR3 adaptor protein, NSP family member. The record is from RefSeq and is a predicted model, not a curated record. The coding region runs from base 364 to 3042 and encodes 892 amino acids. NCBI's taxonomy places the organism in Eukaryota, Metazoa, Chordata, Lepidosauria, Squamata, Anolidae. Gene Ontology annotation, biological process: positive regulation of peptidyl-serine phosphorylation; small GTPase-mediated signal transduction. The transcript is spliced from 15 exons. Gene Ontology annotation, molecular function: phosphotyrosine residue binding; guanyl-nucleotide exchange factor activity.